Molecule: messenger RNA, 870 nt
Organism: Acanthosepion pharaonis
Lineage: Eukaryota; Metazoa; Mollusca; Cephalopoda; Sepiida; Sepiidae
Source: the annotation of a GenBank genome assembly
AUGAAAAAAAGUGAAGACAAUAUAGAAGAAGAAGAAGAAGAAGGAGAAGUAAAUAAGGAUAAAGAAGAAGAAGAAACUUUGAAGGAAGUAGAGGCAGAAAUACAGAACAAUAAUGAGCUUGAGGCAGAUGAGAAAAAGAAAGAAAAAGAAGGGAAAGAAAAUGAGGAGGAAGAAGAAGUGGAACAAGAAACAGAGCAAGCAAAAAAAGUUCAUGAAAAUGAAAGUGAAGUGGGCAAAGCAGCUGUUGAUGCCAACAGUAAAGAAAUAGAAGUUCCAAAUGGUCUCCAAACACAAGAAAAUCAAGAACCAGAUGCGAAGGAAAAGGUUGUAAAAGAAAGUGAAAGAAACAAAGAGAAGGCAAUGAAAGAGAAUUUCAUUGAAGCAGUCGUGGAUAAUGAAGGGAUUUUUCGAUCAUUUGAGAGAGCAAAGAAAAAUGAAGGGAUUUUUCGUACAUUUGAAGGAACAAAGAAAAGGAAUGAAAGAAUUUUUCGUUCAUUUGAGGGAACAAAAGAGAAGAAAAAAGAGGAGGAAGAAGAAAAGAGGAAGAAGGAGGAGGAAGAAGCAAUUGAAAGAGCUAAAGAGAAUGAAAUUCGAAAAAGACUUGGACAAGGAGAAAGUUCCUUGCGAGAGAUAUUUGAAAUCUCAAGACGUCCGGGGACAUCACAUGACCUAAAAAGAACCAGCCCCUUGCAUUUCCUGCAUUUCUAUGAGGCUCUAGCACUUGAUUCUUCACAAAAACCCGAAAAAAACUGUCUUUGUUCACACCUAACUUUGUUCAUAUCUAUCUAUCUAUUUAUCUAUCUUAGUCUUUUCAUAUCUAUCUAUAUCAUUCUAAUUCUAUCUAUCUUAUCUAUCUAUCUAUCAACUUAG